This is a messenger RNA of Lepus europaeus (European hare), 2519 nucleotides long. It is a transcript of the gene MAMSTR, whose product is annotated as MEF2 activating motif and SAP domain containing transcriptional regulator. Gene Ontology annotation, biological process: regulation of transcription by RNA polymerase II. Lineage: Eukaryota; Metazoa; Chordata; Mammalia; Lagomorpha; Leporidae. Gene Ontology annotation, molecular function: transcription coregulator activity. Gene Ontology annotation, cellular component: nucleus. The record is from RefSeq and is a predicted model, not a curated record.
UGGACACUCCCUUCCCGCCUUCCUCCUCCCCCCUCCCGCCACAGUCCUGCAGCUGCGGAUCCGCCGACGGAAUCAGGACCCGACCUCCGGACCUGCCCCGCCCUCGGCCCCAGGCCCUCUCCUCUUCAGCCCCGGGGUCCUGCUCCCUGAACCAGAAUUUUGUCCUUGGAGGUCCCCCAAGAAGGCAUCUCCCGGCGUCUCCGAAGGCUGCCCUGAGCCCCAGCCUAGGGGCAGCUUGACCUGCGACCAGCACAUGCCCCCAGAGCCCAGACAAGUGGCCAGGGCGGACCCCCAGGCCCAGAGGCCGGCCCUGUGUCCCCCUGGACCACCUCUGUGGGAAGGCACAAGCUCACAGCCGCCACAUCCUAGGAUGAAGCCGGCUCCCCUCCCUCCCUCCCCACCGGGGGUCCCCAACCCCUCGCCCCCUCCACACAAGCUGGAACUUCAGACCCUCAAACUGGAGGAGCUGACGGUCUCAGAGCUCCGGCAGCAGCUGCGCCUGCGGGGCCUCCCGGUGUCCGGGACCAAGUCGAUGCUCCUGGAGCGCAUGCGCGGUGGCGCCCCGCCCCGCGAGCGGCCAAGACGCCGGCGCGAGGACAGCCCCGCGGGUGCCCCCUGGCCACGCCUGAGGCCCAAGGCGCUGGGAACCGCCCGGCGGCAGGGCCCGCCUCUCGCGCGUGCAGCGGACGCCCUGGUGGCGGCCCCGGCCCCGGCUGCGGCUCCGGCCCUGACCCCUUCCUCAGCCCCGGCCUCGGCGGCGCUGACUCUGGAGGAGGAGCUGCAGGAAGCCAUCCGGAGGGCCCAGUUGCUUCCGAACCGGGGCGUCGAGGACCUCCUGGAGGAUCGGGUGCAGCCUGACGACCCGUUGCCCCCCAUCCCCCUGGACUUCCCCGGCUCUUUCGACGUGCUGUCCCCCUCCUCCGACUCCGAAGGCCUCUCCUCCGUCUUCUCGUCCUCGCUCCCGUCCCCCGCCAACUCCCCGUCCCCCUCGCCCAGGGGCCCCACGGACUCCUUGGACUGGCUGGAGGCCCUGAGUGGGGGUCCUCCGCUGGGCUCUGGGCCCCCAGCCCCCAGCAUCUUCGCUGCUGACGGCUAUGACUCCAGUGGCACCCGGCUGUGGGACCUGCUGGAAGAUCCGUGGUGAUGGAUCCCGGGGCUCCAGGGACCCAGAGGCCACAGAGACCAGCUGAGGGAUGGGCUGAAAGAUGAGAGACCGCCCCCGCCCCGCCUGGCCCCGCCGGCUCGGCUCCCACCGCCUCCCCCUGCGGCUGCAUCAGUGGGGGGGGGGGGUGUUCAUUGGCUGCUGCCCACGGCAAACAUGCUUGCUGCUCCCUCCCGAGACUUCCUGGAUGUUUUUGUCCCGGCUCCCGACCCUAGCCGGCUGUCGUCCGGGGAAUCUGGAUGGUAGGUGGACUUCCUGGCACAAUGGCUGGAGCUCGGGUUGCCCACAUGGGGGCCCAAGCACUUGGUCCGUCUUCUGCUUUUCCAGGCACGUUGUGUGGAGCAGCCGGGACUCGAACCACUGCCCGUAUGGCUGAACCCACUGUGCCACAAACCAGCCCCUACUGUGGCUUCUGUGGCCCAGGGGGAGCAGUGGCUUGAGUUUCAGUGGGCUGUGGGACCUAGAGCCUGUCCUCAUAGUGCUUGGCCCUAGGGUAACAAGCCCGGGGGACAGUGGCCCAGGGUGCGAGCUGGGUGAGGCAGCUGGCGGGCGUGGGGCCUGAUGGGGCUGCAGGGGAAGGGGGUGCCUGCAGGAGAGGCCCUUACAGUCAUGGAGUUGGUAGCCCCGCGAGGGGCAGUCCCUCGGGUCAGGCCAGCAGGACAAAGAGAAACACAUUGUAAUUGCAUCAGGGCUACAGAAGCCGGGGCGAAUCGGAGGGGACGCGGUGGACCGGUAGUGACGGCUCGGGACCUGGGGCCAGUGACUGCCGAGGCUUGCUCUUGGUUCCCCCAGCCUGUGCCUGUUCAGGGAGGAGGGGCCUGUCCCACGGACUUGACCUGGCCUGGGGCGUGUGCCAGUAGCCAGCAGUCACCGCUGUCACAGCCGCUGGCCAAGUCCAGGGCCUCCCCGGUGGGCACGCAGGUGCACCUUGGAGAGCCGAGGGAGCAGGUGUUUAGCCUCAAAGAUAAGGCGCCUGGUCUCGCCCUGCAGCGCCUGGGGUCUAUUCCUAGCUCCGGCUCCUGACCCCAGACCCUGGGCGGCAGCCAUGAUGCCUCACGGUAGGAGGGUCCCUGCUGCCCAUGUGGGAGCCCUGGCUGGAGCUCCUGAUUAUGGGCCUUUGAGGAGUGAGAGGGGGCGGCGCGGGGGGGCUCUCCCUCUCUAGGGAAGUAACUAGCAGGGAAGGGAAGAGUGCAGGCGUGGGCGGUCCUGGGCGACUUCCGAGCCAGCAGGUAGGAUUUGUGAGGUCACUGGAGGGCCGGAGCUGCCCCGUGUCACGGAGGCGGGUGGACGGGGUCCUGGUCGGGUCUGCCGGGGUCCUACCCCUGUGUCCUCGGAGCUCUGGGGCCCUGAGACUUGC